Seriola dumerili (greater amberjack) is the source of this 1822-nucleotide messenger RNA. It is a transcript of the gene ptges3a, whose product is annotated as prostaglandin E synthase 3-like. Gene Ontology annotation, cellular component: cytosol; nucleus. Gene Ontology annotation, biological process: chaperone-mediated protein complex assembly; prostaglandin biosynthetic process; protein folding. Gene Ontology annotation, molecular function: Hsp90 protein binding; protein-folding chaperone binding; prostaglandin-E synthase activity. NCBI's taxonomy places the organism in Eukaryota, Metazoa, Chordata, Actinopteri, Carangiformes, Carangidae. The coding region runs from base 176 to 655 and encodes 159 amino acids. The transcript is spliced from 8 exons. The record is from RefSeq and is a predicted model, not a curated record.
AGAAAGCGGCGAAAACACGCGAUGUUUGGAAAGACACCAAUGCAUCUGUUGUAAACGUUAGAGUUAGCAAACUGUUUAGUUUUCAGUGGUCUUCUUUUGCCGGGCGCUACAGCUAGAUAACAUUGUUACCUAUAUCCUGGUCCAACGUGGGAUUUUAUUUGCUAAAACAGUGAAGAUGCAGCCUGCAACAGCUAAGUGGUAUGACAGGAGGGACUCUGUUUUUGUAGAGUUCUGCGUGGAGGACAGUAAAGAUGUGCACGUAAAUUUCGACCGGUCCAAAAUGGAUUUCAGCUGUGUCAGUGGAACAGAUAAUAUCAAGCAGCAGAAUACAGUGGAACUUUUUGGGGAGAUCGACCCCAAAGAAUCCAAACACAGACGCACUGACAGGUCUGUGUUGUGUUGUUUACGAAAAGCAGAAACUGGAAAGUCAUGGCCACGACUCACCAAAGACAAGACAAAGUGCAACUGGCUGAGUGUGGAUUUCAACAAUUGGAAAGACUGGGAAGAUGACUCAGAUGAGGACUUGUCAAGUUUUGACAAAUUCUCAGAGAUGAUGAACAGCAUGGGAGGGGAUGAUCUACCUGAUUUAGAUGGUGCAGACGAUGAGCAUGAUUCUGCAGACAGUGACGAUGAAAAAAUGCCCGACCUUGAAUAGAUGAAUCCAGAAGCCACCCCAGUAGUAAACAAAGCGAGUUAUAAGUCGGUUGAAGAGAGAGACUGGGCAUGAGUUGGCAGCCAUGUUGGAGAAGAAACCUCAUCUCUCUACGCAGUUUCCAAAGCGAAACCCCUCAAGGGAGUGACAGGGAGUGACUGUUGGAUACAGACAUGCACAGAGAUCCAUAGCGACAUACAGUGCUGUGCUUUGCUGUUCUGUUCUGCAUGGACGAUUCUGUUCAAAUGAAAAUGUUACUGUUCAUUGACUAAUGGGAUGUGCUGAUGUCUUACACCUUCUCUCUCUGUUUUUUUUUUUCUUUUUUUUUUUUUUUUGCGAUGUCAGGUUAUGUAUUCAACAUUGUGAUUUCUAAUGAAAAAACAAACUCAGAAAUGCCUAUUUUCCAAAAAAGUAGAUUUUUUUAAUGGCAGAUUUUUCCCCUUUAAUGUUUGUAUUGUAAAUUGCACUUAUGUUUGUUAAUUUAAAAAGCAGGAGUUCCGCUUGAAAUGGGUUUUCCAAUCUAUGCCAACAUCUGCAAAUAUUUAACAAUAAUUUCGAUUUUUAAACAUUUCAGCAUUUAAAAUAAACGGAUAUGCUUGUGCAACUUACAGCUUGUGUUGAGAUUAUGGUAGUAGAGUGGUACUAAACUUUGCAUAUAGUUACACCUUGCAAAGGUGAGUUUGUGUCUCUAUGCCAGUACAAAACAUUGCACAUUGUAGCAGGGUACACAAGUUAAUUUUCUUCCAUAUGCAUACUGCGGUGAAAGCAGAAAUCCUAUGUAGUCUACCAAGAGUUUCCCAAGUAGUGUAAAACGGUACACGGUUUGUUAAUCACAUACAAUAGAACUAUGCUUUGGAGGCUUGUGUGUUUGAUUCAGUAUGUGUUGAACACAUUUGCAUUUGUCUUAUGCUGUGGGAGUUUGGGUAUAAAUUUCUAAUAAACUGUUUAAGACUGUUCAAUACAAGGCCUUACUAUUGAAACAUUGCUUUCAAUAAAGUUAAACUCAUUAAUGAAGUUUAGAGAUAAGAUUAACUCUGGAAGGGUUGAUUAUUCACUAUUGUGGGAAUGUAGUCUCAGUAUCAAACAAUGUUUAAAAGACUACUCUGUCUUUAAACACCAUUAACAUGCCUAUGUGUACAUUCAAUAAAAAUAUUGGUCAUUUUAAUUGCA